UCGAUCUUCAGCUUCGACUCUCCUCCACCGCGUCAGAGGUCAUACUCCCGGAACUUCAUCAUUUCGCCCGACCUCAAUGAACCGCCACCGCCUCUCUACCUUCAGCCUCCCUUCUGAUGUUCCCACGUUUUGGCAAUCUGCCGAGGAAGCGUCUUUGUCGUUCACGAUCAAGCAAUUGGAUGUGUCGAUUCUAGAUGCACUCAAGUGGACGCAAGCCUACGUGGCACUUAGUUUUUGCCUCCCCGAGGUCACCUUCCAUUGGGCGGAACCCACAGAUAGGAGUGUGGAGGACGAGAUCCCGGACGACGAGGUGGAGUUGUUGCUCAUCAAGGGGUGGAGAACGGACACGGAGGGAGAUUUUUUAGGGAUCUUAUUCGGAGAAGUGUGCGACGGCCAUCUGAGCUCCAUUACAGACCAGAUGCUGGUGCUUCUAACUAGAGUGCUGAACGAUCUGCCAUUGGAGAUCCUCUCACAUUGUGACGAGAAGUCGGAAACAACCAUGCUCGCUCGUACCCUGGAGCCGCAUCUUCUUUGGUCCACCUGUAUGAAAUUGAAGGAGGGUAGCUACUACUUACCCUCGAGAGGUGCAUACCUGAGCAUCGACGUCAGUGAUCUUUCCACGUGGGACCCACUCAUCCGGCGCGUUCCUAUAAGAGAAACUAGCGAGGAAGCAGAGGAGGAGGAAGAAGAGGAAACCAAGGAGAGCGAUCAUCUUCAGUAUACGGAAGAAGAAGAGACUUCAGAAGAGGAGGAAUCAGGGGCUGAAUCAGACGGUCCCGAUUAUCAAGAAUCGAAGGGCGUCGAGUCGGAAGUAGCCAGUUCGGGACGGGUGGAGUCGGAGGAAGAAGAAGGUGGAUCGGGUGAGUCGAGCGGUCCCAGCGAGCUGAGCAGGGAAGAAAGGGAGGCCGUGGCGGAGAGGAAACGGGCGGCGGCAGAAGGCAAGCGACCGAUCGAGGAAUCAGGAGGGCCACCGCUGCAGCUGCUGCAGGGCGAUCCGACUCUCAAUCCGGAACCACCACGAGAGGAGACCAAGAGAAAUUGAGGCGCCACAGCAGAGGGAUCGAGAAGCUGGCGCUGCCAAAGAAGUGAAUCACCCUCCCAAUCCUCCCCAGUUUCACCCGCAGCCCUUUGUCUA
This is a messenger RNA of Chara braunii, 1135 nucleotides long. Lineage: Eukaryota; Viridiplantae; Streptophyta; Charophyceae; Charales; Characeae. The record is from the annotation of a GenBank genome assembly.